Molecule: messenger RNA, 438 nt
Organism: Zychaea mexicana
Lineage: Eukaryota; Fungi; Mucoromycota; Mucoromycetes; Mucorales; Lichtheimiaceae
Product: integral membrane protein S linking to the trans Golgi network-domain-containing protein
Exons: 2
Biological process (GO): Golgi to plasma membrane protein transport; protein localization to Golgi apparatus; Golgi to endosome transport
Cellular component (GO): Golgi membrane; trans-Golgi network
Source: RefSeq, a predicted model, not a curated record
GCACAAUCGUCAUUUCGGGCGACAGGAUGGGAUCCCAUACUUAUAAUCGCUCAAAUUGUCUCAUUACAAUCGCUCUAUUACAUAUUCAUCAGCUUACUUUUACUCAUUGCACUUGCAUUAACCGGGGGCGAACUUUCACUUGACGCCAUUCUCGACGAUUCCGAAAUUCGAACCGACACUGUGUUCGGCUGGACGCUGGCACUCGUCUGGCUUGUCAAUGCUGCCAUUAAUAUAUCCGUCCUGGUGUUUCUUGUGCAACGAGCCAAGCUCGUGCUUGAUUUUGUUCUUACGCUCCAUUUUAUCCAUACUGUGUUUGUAUGGAUCCAUACAGGCCAUUUUCCUACCUGCGGCCCAUGGUGGGUUCUACAAAUCAUGAAUGCGAUAUUGAUGACGUUGGGUGGCGAGUGGGCGUGUAUGCGGCGCGAAAUGGAGCCAAUC